ACACUUUAAGAUAUGGCCACUCGAGGAGAAAUGAAUUGUCAGCCAAGCAAGAUUUUAGAUAUUAAAGAUCUUAAUAAAGUCAUUAGUACGUUGGAAAGGAGUGAUUUUCCAGAGGGUAGAUGGAGUGACUUGGGGCUCAGGCUACAGAUUGAUCCACCAAAGCUUGAUACCGUUAGAGCUGAUAAUCCUCUUGAUGUGAAAGGAUGCCUUAGAGGAUGUUUAAAAAUCUGGCUCCACCAAAGUUAUGAUGUUGAUACUCAUGGUAAACCUUCACUGGAGAAAUUGGCAACUGCUUUAAAAGAGAUGGGAUUGAGAGCAGUGGCUGAUAAGAUUUUGGGAAACAUUGAAGCUAUUGAAUCAGAAGGAUGGUCUGGUUUGAGAAGGAGGAAUGAAAAGACUAUAAUUCUAGCUACCAUUGAAUCCAAUGUUUAUGAAGAAUUUCACCAAUUAGAAUCUACAUUUGCAACCCUUGUUGCUAAAAUCCGUGCAUAUCUAGCAGAAAAAAUUAAGCAUCAAAAGCUGGAAACCAUUGAUGUUGCAAGAUUCAUAGAAGAAAAGCGAAAGCUUAGUGGUCUCACAAAUGAAGUGUCCAUUGACAGAUUAUUCAAUCGCAUUCUGGAUCAUUAUUCUUACCUUAAUUGCUCAUUGAUAGAAGCUAUUGUUCAGGAAUGUUUUGAGAAAUCAUCAUGUAUGGAGUAUAUUACUUAUUGGUUACCAUUUGUGCCUCACUCUGGUACAUUUUUACGAAGAGAAAUGAAAGCAUACGUCAAAAAGAUGAGUCAUUUUAAGGAUUCAAAACGUCUCAAAGACCUACAAUUUGCUAUUGGAAAUGCAUACAUGCAAAAUUUUAUUCCCUCUGAUACAGCUUGUAAAGUAGUCAUCAAGCUAAAUGGAGGAUGGGAUGAGAAGACGAUAAGUGAUUUGGAGUUUUUACUAAGGCAUUACUUUAACCAAAGUGACAUUUUUAAUCACAUUCAAAUCACACAUGGGUCAGUAUGUAUCAGUUAUCUGGUACCAUGUUCUGCCAUUGCUCACAUCACCACUGCUGUCAAGUCAAAGUCUGAAUCAAUGCAUCGAGUUGGUGUAUUUUAUUUUUCAAUAAAUGACGACAUGAUUCUUCUUGAUGAAAAAGAUGAUUUUAACUUUGAUAAGUCAUUAGUUGAAGCAGUGAAGUUAUGUGAGGUCUAUGAAGUGUCACUGUUGCUGUCAUUGGGAGCUGAUCCAUACUAUGAAAAUGAUAAUGGAGACAAAGUACUGGAGUUAGCAUUACAGGGAAGGAAUGAAGAAAUAAUCAAAUUAAUAUCAGUAGCUGCAGAUACACAAGUUAUAGAAUUAGAAAGCCAAGAAGAGUUAACUGAUGAAGAAGAUAAAGAAUUUGGAAACGAUGGUGAAAAUGAAACAUUAAAAGUGGAGAUUCAGAGACUACAUGAAGAAGAAAAGGAGAGGGAGAGAGCUGGUGAUAUUGUAAGCGACAGAUUAGGUGAGGGUGAAAGUGAAAGUGUUGACGCUGUACAUGACUAUGUAAACAUGAGCCAGUUUCAUACAGAGAAAGCCGAACAACAAAAUGAACAAGCAACAAAAACAACAACAACAACACCAGUACCUGAUGACGUGAAAUUAAAGGAAUUACCUUUAGCAGCAUCACCAGUGCCACAGUCUCCUAGCACUAAUACCAGUGCAGGCUAUCAUGAGUUCAUUCGCAUUAACAAUCCAGGAAUAACUGGAGGUAAAUUACGCAGUCAUACUGUGCACACUAGCAUGAUGGGAGGACUCAGCUCCAUUGGUGAAGAAGGAGGACAGAUGAGUCCACAAAGGCCAUACAUGGGAAGCUGCAGUCAUCUUGACAGUGGUUACAGCCACAGCAAGACUGCUCCUAGAAUGUAUGGGUAUAGAGAGCCAGCUACCACCACGUUAAUGAUGAGAGCUAGUGAGGAGCAGCAACAGUAUAGGCAAGCUGUUACACCUACCAGCAUAAUGAGAGGGCAUGCUGCUACUCUACCACACUCUGCUAGAGUCACUUUCUCUCCUACUCUUUCUCCAGUGACUGCAGAGCAGCUCAACCAGCAAAAAUUAAACACUUCAUUACUCUAUAACUUCACAAGAUGCAGAGAAGAGUUUGCCACCACUUCACUUCACAAUAUUAGUUCUAGUUCUAAGGAGGUUCAAUAA
This is a messenger RNA of Amphimedon queenslandica, 2169 nucleotides long. RefSeq lists its product as uncharacterized. Lineage: Eukaryota; Metazoa; Porifera; Demospongiae; Haplosclerida; Niphatidae. The record is from RefSeq and is a predicted model, not a curated record. The transcript is spliced from 6 exons. Bases 13 to 2169 code for a protein of 718 amino acids. Gene Ontology annotation, biological process: signal transduction. Gene Ontology annotation, molecular function: protein binding.